This is a messenger RNA of Nycticebus coucang (slow loris), 7250 nucleotides long. RefSeq names its product neogenin 1 (gene NEO1). Gene Ontology annotation, biological process: cell-cell adhesion. Gene Ontology annotation, cellular component: membrane. The transcript has 29 exons. The record is from RefSeq and is a predicted model, not a curated record. The coding region runs from base 300 to 4754 and encodes 1484 amino acids. NCBI's taxonomy places the organism in Eukaryota, Metazoa, Chordata, Mammalia, Primates, Lorisidae. Gene Ontology annotation, molecular function: protein binding.
UCGGCGGCGGGUGGCGGCGCCUGGAACCUGGAGACCGAUCCACCCCCCCCGCCGCGGAAUGUACUGACUCCCCCCUCUCUGCUCUCCUUCUCUCCCCGCCCCCCUGCAGGAGGGAGGCGCCCCCGAGUCUCCCCUCCCGCGAGAGGGGCAGCGCGGGCCGGGCCGGGCCGGGCCGGAGCAGUGGCAGCGGCGGCCGCGGGAGUCGAGCCUGCAGCAAGGGACCGGCUGAGGCGCGCGGGAGGGAAGGAGGCGAGGGCUCCGCGGCGCUGUCGCUGCCGCCGCUCACUCUCGGGGAAGAGAUGGCGGCGGAGCGGGGCGCCCGGCGACUUCUCAGCACCUCCUCCUUCUGGCUCUACUGCCUGCUGCUGCUCGGGCGCCGGGCGCCGGGCGCUGCGGCUGCUGCGGCCGCCAGGAGCGGCUCCCCGCUGCAGUCCCCAGGAAACAGCAUCCGAACAUUCACUCCAUUUUAUUUUCUGGUGGAGCCAGUCGAUACGCUCUCAGUUAGAGGCUCUUCUGUUAUAUUAAACUGUUCAGCAUAUUCUGAGCCUUCUCCAAAAAUUGAAUGGAAAAAAGAUGGAACUUUUUUAAACUUAGUAUCAGAUGAUCGACGUCAGCUUCUCCCAGAUGGGUCUUUAUGUAUUAGCAGUGUUGUGCAUUCCAAACAUAAUAAACCCGAUGAAGGUUAUUAUCAGUGUGUGGCCACUGUGGAGAGCCUUGGAACUAUUGUCAGCCGAACAGCCAAGCUCACAGUAGCAGGUCUUCCAAGAUUUAUCAGCCAACCAGAACCUUCCUCAGUUUAUGCUGGGAAUAGUGCAAUUCUGAAUUGUGAAGUUAAUGCGGAUUUGGUCCCAUUUGUGAGGUGGGAACAGAACAGACAGCCCCUUCUUCUGGAUGAUAGAAUUGUCAAACUUCCAAGUGGAACCCUGGUUAUCAGCAACGUGACCGAAGGAGAUGGGGGACUUUAUCGCUGCGUAAUUGAAAGUGGUGGGCCACCAAAGUAUAGUGAUGAAGCUGAAUUGAAGGUUCUUCAAGAUCCCAAGGAGCCUUCCAACUUAGUGUUUUUGAAGCAGCCUUCUUCCUUAGUGAGAGUGGUGGGUCAGAGCACCGUGCUGCCCUGUGUGGCCGCCGGACUUCCCGCCCCAGCCAUUAGAUGGGUGAAAAACGAGGAGGCGCUUGACACGGAGAGCUCUGAAAGAUUAGUAUUGCUGGCAGGUGGUAACCUGGAGAUCAGUGAUGUCACUGAGGAUGAUGCUGGUACUUAUUUUUGUAUAGCUGAAAAUCAAAAUGAGACAAUUGAAGCUCAAGCUGAGCUGAUAGUGCAAGCCCCACCUGAAUUCCUGAAGCAACCUGUUAAUAUAUAUGCUCAUGAAUCUAUGGAUAUUAUAUUUGAAUGUGAAGUGACUGGAAAACCAACUCCAACUGUGAAGUGGGUCAAGAAUGGGGAUAUGGUUAUCCCAAGUGAUUACUUUAAGAUUGUAAAGGAACAUAAUCUUCAAGUUUUGGGUCUGGUGAAAUCAGAUGAAGGGUUCUAUCAGUGCAUUGCUGAGAAUGAUGUUGGAAAUGCACAAGCUGGAGCCCAGUUGAUAAUCCUUGAACAUGAUGUUGCCAUCCCAACAUUACCUCCCACUUCACUGACCAGUGCCACUACUGACCAUCUAGCACCAGCCACAACGGGACCAUUGCCUUCAGCUCCUCGGGAUGUGGUGGCCUCCCUGGUCUCUACUCGCUUCAUCAAAUUGACGUGGCGGACACCUGCAUCAGACCCUCAUGGAGACAACCUUACCUACUCUGUGCUCUACACCAAGGAAGGAAUUGCCAGGGAACGUGUUGAGAAUACCACUCGCCCAGGAGAAAUGCAAGUAACCAUUCAAAACCUGAUGCCAGCGACUGUGUAUAUCUUUAGAGUUAUGGCUCAAAAUAAGCAUGGCUCAGGAGAGAGUUCAGCUCCACUGCGAGUAGAAACACAGCCUGAGGUUCAGCUCCCUGGCCCAGCACCUAAUAUUCAAGCAUAUGCAACUUCACCUACUUCAGUCACUGUCACAUGGGAAACGCCAUUGUCUGGCAAUGGAGAAAUUCAAAAUUACAAAUUGUACUACAUGGAAAAGGGGACUGAUAAAGAACAGGAUGUUGAUGUUUCAAGUCACUCCUAUACCAUUAAUGGGUUGAAAAAGUAUACAGAGUAUAGUUUCCGAGUGGUGGCCUACAAUAAGCACGGUCCUGGCGUCUCCACACAAGAUGUUGCUGUUCAGACAUUGUCAGAUGUUCCCAGUGCUGCUCCUCAGAAUCUGUCCUUAGAAGUGAGAAAUUCAAAGAGCAUUAUGAUUCACUGGCAGCCACCUCCUCCAGCCACACAAAAUGGUCAGAUAACCAGCUACAAGAUACGCUACAGAAAGGCCUCCCGGAAGAGCGAUAUCUUUGAGACCUUGGUAACAGGGGCACAGCUGUCUCAGCUGGUUGAAGGUCUCGAUCGCGGGACUGAAUAUAAUUUCCGAGUGGCUGCUCUAACAAUCAACGGCACAGGCCCGGCAACUGACUGGCUGUCUGCUGAAACUUUCGAAAGUGACUUAGAUGAAACUCGUGUUCCUGAUGUGCCUAGCUCUCUUCACGUCCGCCCGCUUGUCACUAGCAUCGUAGUAAGCUGGACUCCUCCAGAGAAUCAAAACAUCGUUGUCAGAGGUUAUGCCAUUGGUUACGGCAUUGGCAGCCCUCAUGCCCAGACCAUCAAAGUGGACUAUAAACAGCGCUAUUAUACCAUCGAAAAUCUGGAUCCCAGCUCUCACUAUGUGAUAACCCUGAAAGCGUUUAACAACGUGGGUGAAGGCAUCCCCCUGUACGAGAGUGCAGUGACCAGGCCUCACACAGACACUUCUGAAGUUGAUUUAUUUGUUAUUAAUGCUCCAUACACUCCAGUGCCAGAUCCCACUCCCAUGAUGCCACCAGUGGGAGUUCAGGCUUCCAUUCUGAGUCACGACACCAUACGGAUUACGUGGGCGGACAACUCCCUGCCCAAACACCAGAAGAUUACAGACUCCCGGUACUACACAGUCCGAUGGAAAACCAACAUCCCAGCAAACACCAAGUACAAGAAUGCAAAUGCAACAACUCUGAGUUAUUUGGUGACUGGUCUAAAACCAAAUACGCUCUAUGAAUUCUCUGUAAUGGUGACCAAAGGUCGAAGGUCAAGCACCUGGAGUAUGACAGCUCAUGGGACCACCUUUGAAUUAGUUCCUACUUCUCCACCCAAGGAUGUGACAGUUGUGAGUAAAGAGGGAAAGCCUAGGACCAUAAUUGUGAAUUGGCAGCCUCCCUCAGAAGCCAACGGCAAAAUCACAGGUUACAUCAUAUAUUACAGCACAGAUGUGAAUGCGGAGAUACAUGACUGGGUUAUUGAGCCUGUUGUGGGGAACAGGCUGACUCACCAGAUACAAGAGCUAACACUUGACACACCGUACUACUUCAAAAUCCAAGCCCGGAACUCCAAGGGCAUGGGACCCAUGUCUGAAGCUGUCCAAUUCAGAACACCUAAAGCGGAUUCCUCUGAUAAAAUGCCUAAUGAUCAAGCCUCGGGGUCAGCAGGAAAAGGAAGCCGGCUACCAGACCUAGGACCUGACUACAAACCUCCAAUGAGUGGCAGCAAUAGCCCUCAUGGCAGCCCCACGUCUCCCCUGGACAGUAACAUGCUGUUGGUCAUCAUUGUUUCUGUUGGCGUCAUCACCAUCGUGGUGGUCGUGAUCAUUGCUGUGCUUUGCACCCGGCGUACCACUUCUCACCAAAAAAAGAAACGAGCAGCCUGCAAGUCCGUGAAUGGCUCUCACAAGUACAAAGGCAAUUCCAAAGAUGUCAAACCCCCAGAUCUCUGGAUUCAUCAUGAGAGACUGGAGCUGAAACCAAUUGAUAAGUCUCCAGAUCCAAACCCCAUCAUGACCGAUACUCCCAUUCCUCGCAACUCUCAAGAUAUCACCCCAGUUGACAAUUCCAUGGACAGCAACAUCCAUCAAAGGCGAAACUCAUACAGAGGGUAUGAAUCAGAGGACAGCAUGUCUACGCUGGCUGGAAGGCGAGGAAUGAGACCAAAAAUGAUGAUGCCCUUUGACUCCCAGCCGCCCCAGCCUGUGAUUAGUGCCCAUCCCAUCCAUUCCCUCGAUAACCCUCACCAUCAUUUCCACUCCAGCAGCCUCGCUUCUCCAGCUCGCAGUCAUCUCUACCACCCGGGCAGCCCUUGGCCCAUUGGCACAUCCAUGUCCCUUUCAGACAGGGCCAAUUCCACAGAAUCGGUUCGAAAUACCCCCAGCACUGACACCAUGCCAGCCUCCUCCUCGCAGACGUGCUGUACUGAUCAUCAGGAUCCCGAAGGUGCUACCAGCUCCUCUUACUUGGCCAGCUCCCAAGAGGAAGAUUCAGGCCAGAGCCUCCCCACAGCCCACGUUCGCCCUUCCCACCCAUUGAAGAGCUUCGCUGUGCCAGCAAUCCCACCUCCGGGACCUCCCACCUAUGACCCUGCAUUGCCAAGCACACCGUUACUAUCCCAGCAAGCUCUGAACCAUCACAUUCACUCAGUGAAGACAGCUUCCAUCGGGACUUUAGGAAGGAGCCGGCCUCCUAUGCCAGUGGUUGUUCCCAGUGCCCCUGAAGUGCAGGAGACCACACGGAUGCUGGAAGACUCCGAAAGUAGCUAUGAACCAGAUGAGCUGACCAAAGAGAUGGCCCACCUGGAAGGACUAAUGAAGGACCUAAAUGCCAUCACGACAGCAUGACGACCUUCACCAGGACAUGACUCCCAACCAGAGUCUAGAAGUCUUGGGACUUAGCCUUGAAAACAAGGAGUUGUACAUUGUACGAGAGGACAGCACUUGAGGACACAGAGUGAGCCAGCGGACCAGCCAGCGCCUCCAUGUGGGGCUGGCCCCAGGCAUGGCCACCUGCCUUCUUCCAGUCAGCCUGGAAGAAGCCUGCAUUGAGGCAGCUUCCCUUUGCCUGCUGAGACCCUACAGGACUGGGCACCAUGGGCCAAAAUUUGUGUCCCAGGAAGAAGCAAGAAGUACAACCUGCGCUUCACUCUGGUCAGACCAUGUCUUCGUGCUGUGACUGCAUCACCUUUAUGGAGUGUAGACAUUGGCAUUUAUGUACAAUUUUAUUUGUGUCUUAUUUUAUUUUACCUUCACAAACAAAAACACUAUCAAAAACUAAGGAAGUCCAUGGUGUUCUCCACAAGUGGUUGACAUCUGACUGCUUGUUCCGAUUAUGUAAGGAAAGUCAUUGACGGUGUGGGUUGUUCCAGGGGUUGACUUUUAUGGUUUUGUUUUUAUUUUUUAAUUCUGAGUCGUUGCAUCCUCUACCAACUAUUAGUCCAUCACUUUGAGGGGGAGGAAUAUUGCAUUGCUGUUUGUAAGGGUUUUUUUUUAUUUUUUUUAUUAUAAUUAUUAAAGGCCUGACUCUCCUCUCAUCACUGUGAGAUUACAGAUCUAUUUGAAUUGAAUGAAAUGUAACAUUGGAAAGACUUGUUUAUGACUUUCUGUGCAGUUUCACUGUUGGGGUGGGGGGUUGGGGGUUGGGAAUAGGAAAUGGAGGGGCUGCAGAGGUCCUGUGAAUGUUUCGGUCAUUGUACUUUCUUCCAGAAGCCUGCAGAAAUAUGGAAGCGUCUUCUUUCUUGUCCUUUCCUGGCAUGUCCAUCUUUAUUGUCACUGUGUUGCAACUGGAGUUUCAUUUAAAUCUGGUUAAAAAAUUCUGUGCAAUAGUUGGGUUCGAGGAUUUAGCUGCCCUGAUGUCUUGGCCACAGCCUGGGGAGGACAUCCCUGCUAGGACCCAGAGGCUAUGUCCCUGGAGAUGAGAAAGCAGUGAGUGCAGACACUCUCCUGCUGCUAUUGUGGGCUCCCUCUGGGGAAGCUGGAGUUUAAGGAAGGAACUUGGUUCCAUAACUCCUGCUUCUCUCUAGUUCCAUCCUCCAGUGCUCACGUCCACUGUUCAUAGCUCUAUCAGAAAGAGUGUCAGCAAGGAUGAGGCAGGCAGAGCAGCAGCACCCACAAGGCUGCCGCACAUCUUUCUAAACAGUAUUCCUUAAGUAGCAGGGGACAGAGACAGCAGAGAGGGAUGGGGGCAGUGUGCCUCUCUCCGUCCAGCAGUCAGCUAAGCCCUGAUCAGGAUGAGGCGGUGGGAGGUUUCUGAGGUUUACUGAGCAGCUCAGCCACACGUGGAAGCCUUUGCCUUUGCAGAUAGUUCUGAGUUAGUUCUGAGUUAUAUUUCUUAAAAAGACAAGGAACUGAGACGUGUUUUUUUUUAAAUAUUAAGAAUAUAUAAUAGAAAAUACAGGAUAGACCCUCAGGCAUCUUCCCCUACUCCCCAGCAAAUCCCCAGAAGACAGUGUGGAAGGCAGUGUAGACAGUAAGUCAGGCUUCAGUUCUAUAGCCAAGCAGAGAUCAGCCUGUAAGACCACCAGUGGGUACCCCAGCCCACCUGCCCAGGUCCUGCACACUGCCUGGGCCCUGCAGGUACCUCACCCUGCAGGUACCCCACCUGCCUUCAAAUAUGGGUUAUUCCCCUUUUUUACGUCUUAUCACACAUUUGCUUUUCUACAAGAUGAGCUCUUUGUAGAAAGAGCUCUUUUCUUUUUGGGGUUAAUGAAAAGCGCAAUGCCUGAACUCCUGCUAUCAUGCAAGCUGGUCACAGGGUGGUGCCAGGUGGGAUUCUGGAAAACCAGUGUACUUAAACUGAUCCUGAAAAGAGCAGUCAGAGCACUCUGACCACCAGGAGGGCUAGAUUCCCCAGAAACUGUCUUACCUUUUGCCCAAAGAACAUGCUCUAUUUUGGGCAUUCCCUCCCGUGAACCCUGACACCUGUUACCUCAGGGCCUUGGUACCUGGAUACUGCCACAGAAUUGGGGGAGGGGCCUAUUUUUAAAUAAAAUAACUCGUCCAAGUUGGGGAUUUUUUUAAAUUAAGAAAAAAGAAUGCUAUUCUGUAUUGCACCUUUUCACAAUUUAAUACAUUUUCUUGUGAUUUUGGAAACUAAAUCAUUGUGUGUCUUGUGUCCUAGUGGAGCUGCUGCUCAGCAGCCUCCUUCAGGAGGAUUUGGAACAAAGGGGUCUGCUGCUUUGCUGCCUGCUGGAGGGCCUGGAGGACUGCUGGAACUGGUGUCUGUACACACUUGUUUGGCCUUUUCUGUAGUUGAUGCUGUAAACUAUAUGGCUUUUUAAAAACAAUUUCAUGUUUUUAUUUAGUAUUGGAAAGCCAAUACACUUUUUUAAUCCAAUCAAA